AUGACUAUUGGAAGCGGUUUUCCCAUCGGCUACUUUUACAUCAUCUCCAACCUUAACGGCAUGGUCGUUGAUGUUGAGGAUCCCGAGAAUGCUCAUGAUGGCUCCAAGAUUGUGAUGGCCCCCAAAAAAGAAGAGUCGCCCGAGCGUGAUAGCCAGUUGUUUAUUCACCAGAACGGCUUCUUGACCAACAAGUUGACUGGCUUGGUUCUCGACAUUGAUAGCUCUGGCACCUUUAUGGGCAUCUUCACUGGCGAGAAGCACUUGUUCUUGGAUCAAAUGAAGGAGGCUGAUAAGGCUGAUGACCAGCGUUUCGGCUAUGACAUUGAGCAUGGUUUCAUUUACACCUUGAGCGACCCUGAAACCGUAUACGACAUCAAGGGCGCUGACAAGGAUGAAAAGAGCCGCGUCAUUGUGUACAAGCGUAAGGACUUGAGCGAUGCCAAGAACCAAUCUUGGACUAUUGAACUUGGUGACCCACCCAAGGCUGUUGAUGAGGAUGAUGAAGAGGAAGAUGAUACCAAGCGUGCUCGUUUCCGUGCAUGGUUUGGCAGCUGGUUCGGUUGGGGACAUAACAAGAAUGACAUGCUCGAUGAACGUGAUCUUACCGAAGCCCACGAAAAGGUAUACAAGAAGAAGAAGGCUAAGCUCAGCUACGAGUUGAUGGCUGGUGCCGCUGCCUUUGCAGCUGUGCAAAUGUGGGAAAAGAAGAAGGAAGAGGAUGGUGAGGAAAUGGAACACGCUACCAUCAAGAAGCUUGUUGCUGGUUUUGCUGCCGCUGAGAUCUCCAAGUUGAUCCAAGAACGUGGCACUGAUGAUGACGACGAUGAUGAGGAGAAGAAGCAAAAGAAGGUUGGCAUGAUGCAAAAGAUGGCCAUGUCGGCUGCCACCAACUACUUUGAAAAGAAGUACCUUUAA
Molecule: messenger RNA, 915 nt
Organism: Lichtheimia ornata
Lineage: Eukaryota; Fungi; Mucoromycota; Mucoromycetes; Mucorales; Lichtheimiaceae
Exons: 7
Coding region: 1-915 (304 amino acids)
Source: RefSeq, a predicted model, not a curated record